Molecule: messenger RNA, 831 nt
Organism: Caenorhabditis bovis
Lineage: Eukaryota; Metazoa; Nematoda; Chromadorea; Rhabditida; Rhabditidae
Source: the annotation of a GenBank genome assembly
AUGAACCAAUUUCGCCAACCAGGACAAAACGAAAUGCUCUCCAAAGCGGAAGACAUCGCUGAUGAUCUCUACCGCAAGACUCGGACAUACCUUCCGCAUAUUGCUCGUCUUUUCCUACUUUCGACGUUUUUAGAAGAUGGCAUUCGCAUGUAUUUCCAAUGGGAUGAUCAGAGACAGUUUAUGCAGGAGUCGUGGUCGUGUGGAUGGUUCUUGGCAACAUUGUUCGUCAUCUACAACUUCUUCGGGCAAUUCCUUCCGGUUGUCAUGAUCAUGGUCCGCAAGAAGGUUGUCAUCGCCAUCGCUGUCCUCGGAUCCAUCGUUUUCCUUCAAACCGUUGCUUACCAUAUUCUCUGGGAUUUGAAGUUCUUGGCUAGAAAUAUCGCAGUCGGUGGUGGGCUCGUCCUCCUUCUUGCCGAGACCCAGGAAGAGAAGAGCUCGUUGUUUGCUGGAGUUCCAACCAUGGGCGACACCAAUAAACCAAAAUCGUACAUGCUUCUCGCCGGACGCAUUCUUCUCAUCUUCAUGUUCAUGUCGUUGAUGCACUUCGAAAUGACUUUCAUGCAGGUUGUCGAGAUUGUCGUUGGAUUCGCGCUCAUCACUCUCGUCUCGAUUGGAUACAAGACCAAGCUCUCCGCGAUGCUCCUUGUCGUUUGGCUCUUUGGGCUUAACAUGUGGCUUAAUGCUUGGUGGUCCGUCCCAGCCGAUCGCUUCUACAGAGAUUUCAUGAAAUACGAUUUCUUCCAAACCAUGUCGGUCAUCGGGGGACUACUUCUUGUUAUUGCUUAUGGACCUGGAGGCGUUUCGGUUGACGACUACAAGAAGAGAUGGUAG